Molecule: messenger RNA, 3966 nt
Organism: Sphenostylis stenocarpa
Lineage: Eukaryota; Viridiplantae; Streptophyta; Magnoliopsida; Fabales; Fabaceae
Source: the annotation of a GenBank genome assembly
AUGCCGUCUCUCCUCUCUCCGGGGAAAAUCCACUGCCUGGAGGUGGAGAAUUUUAAGUCCUACAAGGGCUUUCAAGUCAUCGGUCCCUUCUACGAUUUCACCGCCAUCAUCGGUCCCAAUGGGGCUGGCAAGUCCAACCUCAUGGAUGCCAUCAGCUUCGUCCUCGGCGUCCGCACCGGCCAGCUCCGCGGUGCGCAGCUCAAGGACCUCAUAUACGCCUUCGACGACCGCGAGAAGGAGCAGAAGGGUCGCCGAGCCUUCGUCCGCCUCGUCUACCACCUCGCCAACUCCACCGAGAUCAGAUUCACCCGCACCAUCACGAGCUCCGGCUCCAGCGAGUACCGCAUCGACGACACCCUCGUCAACUGGGAUACCUACAACAACAGGCUCAAGUCCCUGGGCAUUCUUAUCAAAGCUCGCAAUUUCUUGGUCUUUCAGGGUGAUGUUGAAUCCAUUGCGUCGAAGAAUCCCAAAGAGCUCACUGCAAUGGUGGAGCAGAUAUCUGGCUCAGACGAGUGCAAGAGGGACUAUGAGCAGUUUGAAGAGGAAAAGGGCGCUGCUGAAGAAAAAUCAGCGCUUGCUUAUCAGAAGAAAAAGACUGUGGUUAUGGAAAGAAAGCAGAAGAAAGAACAGAAAGAAGAAGCGGAGAAGCAUCUCCGCCUGCAACAAGAACUGAAAUCUAUGAAGAGAGAACAUUUCUUGUGGCAGUUGUUUAAUAUACAUAAUGAUUAUGUUAAAACAAUUAAGGAUCUUGAAGAUGAGGAAAAAAGUCGGGAAGGUGUUGUUAAAGAACUAGAAAAUUUUGAACAUGAAGCUAGUAAAAAGAAAAAGGAGCAGGCCAAAUAUCUGAAAGAGAUUGCACUACGGGAAAAAAGAAUUGCUGAGAAAAGCAUAAAGCUUGACAAGAGUCAACCUGAGCUUCUGAAGUUAAAGGAGGAAAUGACUCGUAUCACUUCAAAGAUUAAAAAAGGGAAGAAAGAACUUGAUAAAAAAAGGGUUGAACGGGCAAAGCAUGAUACUGAUAUAGCAUUACUACAGAAAGGCAUCCAGGAUCUUACAGCCAAAAUGACAGAACUUCAGGAAAAGGGAAGGGAUGUUGAUGAUGAGCUUGAUUUGCAAGGCAAUGACUUGGAUGAGUAUUUCCGAAUAAAAGAGGAAGCUGGGAUGAAAACUGCAAAGCUUAGAGAGGAAAAGGAGCUUCUCGAUAGGAAACUCAAUGCUGAUAGUGAAGCUCAAAAGAAUUUGGAAGAAAAUCUUCAACAGUUAAGAAACAGGGAGUCAGAAUUGAAAUCACAGGAAGAACAGAUGCGAGGAAGACUUGAAAAAAUUCUUAAUAAUUCUGCAAACAAUAGAACUGGCCUUGAAAACUUGAAAAAAGAACUACGUGUGAUGCAGGACAAACAUCGUGAUUCCAAGAAAAAAUAUGAAAACUUGAAGCUAAAGAUUGGUGAAUUAGAAAAUCAACUACGGGAAUUGAGGGCUGAUAGAUAUGAGAAUGAGAGGGACGUUAGAUUGUCUCAGGCUGUUGAGACUCUGAAACGCCUAUUUCAAGGAGUUCAUGGUCGCAUGACUGAUCUUUGUAGGCCAACACUGAAGAAGUACAACCUUGCUGUUACUGUUGCUAUGGGUAAAUUUAUGGAUGCAGUUGUAGUUGACAAGGAAUCGACUGGGAAGGAAUGCAUCAAGUAUUUAAAAGAUCAGAGGCUUCCUCCCCAGACAUUUAUUCCUCUGGAAUCAGUUAGGGUGAAGCCAAUAAUGGAAAGAUUGCGCACAUUAGGGGGAACAGCUAAACUGAUUUUUGAUUUUGAUCCCUCCUUGGAGAAGGCAAUUCUCUUUGCUGUUGGGAACACUCUUGUUUGUGAUGAUCUCGAGGAGGCCAAAAUUUUAAGCUGGAGUGGCGAGAGGUUUAAAGUGAACGUUGUGCUGUGUAAUUUGAAUCGCUUAGUUGUAACUGUGGACGGAAUUCUGCUGACAAAAUCUGGCACAAUGACUGGAGGCACUAGUGGUGGAAUGGAAGCAAGGUCAAAACAGUGGGAUGACAAGAAAAUAGAAGGACUUAAUAAAAAGAAAGAGCAGUAUGAAGUAGAGGUGGAAUCGCUAGGAUCAAUAAGAGAUAUGCAUCUUAAAGAGUCUGAAGCAUCUGGAAAAAUUAGUGGGCUUGAGAAGAAAAUUCAAUAUGCUGAGAUUGAGAAGCAUAGUCUUGUUCAGUGUUAUCGAAAAACGGCCAUGGUGGUACUAUGGUGGAAAUUAGAAGCAGAAUCAGGUGGUGGCAAAACAGGUUUGCAUGGUGGCCGCUUUGGCUGUUGCAACCACAGCCGUGCAAACUGCAUUGAGAGGUUAUUUUAUAAUAGCCACGAACUAGCACUUCUCCCUUACCGAAGAGAUGAGUUGCCGCCACUGAUGUUGUCCCCAUUGAUCAAGGUAGAAUGGGUUGUGCAGAAGGUUGUGCUUGGGAUUAAGGUUGUGCAAGGGUUAAAGCGAAGCAUUGAAGAUAAACUUUCAAAUUUGAGCCAAGAAAAAAAGACAAUCAAAGAAAGAAUUGAAUGUAUCAGUCCAGAGCUGAAGAAGGUGUUAAAUGAUGCUGUUAACAAGAGCAAUGCAGAAAUACGUAAGCUUGAGAAAAGGAUAAAUGAAAUUACUGAUAGGAUAUACAGAAACUUCAGCGAGUCAGUUGGGGUAGCAAACAUCCGUGAAUAUGAAGAAAAUCGACUCAAGGCUGCACAAAAUAUAGCAGAGGAGAGGCUGAACUUGAGUAGCCAACUUUCAAAAUUAAAAUAUCAGUUGGAGUAUGAGCAAAAUCGGGACAUGAGUUCACGAAUUCUAGAAUUGGAAGCUUCUCUAAGUGCAUUAGAGAAAGAUUUAAAACGUGUACAGGACAGAGAAGCCGCAGCGAAGUUAACUGCUGAGAAGGCUACUGAAGAGGUUAACCAGUUAAAGGAAGAAGUGAAAGAGUGGAAAUCAAAGUCAGAAGAUUGUGAAAAGGAAAUCCAAGAGUGGAAGAAGAAAGCUUCUGCAUCCACAACAAACAUAUCCAAACUUAAUCGUCUGAUACAUUCUAAGGAGGCACAGAUUGAUCAGUUAAAUGUGCAAAAGCAGGAAAUAUUAGAAAAAUGUGAACUUGAACAGAUUAACCUCCCGAUUAUACCAGAUCCCAUGGAUACUGAUAGCUCAGUGCCAGGCCCAUUUUUUGAUUUUGACCAACUUAGUAGGGCACUGAAAGAUAAGAGACACUCAGACAGGGAUAGAAUUGAGUUAGAGUUUAAGCAAAAAACAGAUGCAUUGGUAUCUGAGAUUGAAAGAACAGCACCCAAUUUGAAGGCAUUGGACCAAUAUGAGGCUCUGGUGGAAAAAGAAAGAGCUGUAACUGAAGAGUUUGAAGCUGUCAGGAAAGAAGAGAGGGAAAAAACACAGAGAUUCAGUGAGAUUAAGCAGAGAAGGUACCAGUUGUUCAUGGAUGCUUUUAACCAUAUAUCUGGUAAUAUAGAUAAAAUUUACAAACAACUUACAAAAAGCAAUACACAUCCACUGGGGGGAACAGCAUACCUAAACUUGGAAAAUGAUGAUGAUCCAUUUCUACAUGGCAUCAAGUACACUGCUAUGCCCCCAACAAAGCGUUUCCGUGAUAUGGAGCAGCUGUCGGGUGGGGAAAAGACAGUUGCAGCACUUGCAUUGCUAUUCUCCAUCCACAGUUAUAAACCUUCACCAUUUUUUAUAUUGGACGAAGUUGAUGCUGCGUUGGACAACUUGAAUGUUGCCAAGGUUGCUGGCUUUAUUCGUUCAAAAUCUUGUGAAGGGGCAAGGACUAGUCAGGAUGCUGAUGGUGGAAGUGGCUUUCAGAGUAUUGUGAUAUCAUUGAAAGACACUUUUUAUGACAAAGCAGAAGCUUUAGUUGGGGUGUACAGAGAUUCCGAAAGAGGCUGCUCGAGAACUCUCACAUUUGAUCUGACUAAAUACCGGGAGUCCUAA